Messenger RNA from Cercospora beticola, 2227 nucleotides. RefSeq names its product cation diffusion facilitator family transporter. Gene Ontology annotation, biological process: zinc ion transmembrane transport; intracellular zinc ion homeostasis. The record is from RefSeq and is a predicted model, not a curated record. Gene Ontology annotation, molecular function: zinc ion transmembrane transporter activity. Gene Ontology annotation, cellular component: membrane. Lineage: Eukaryota; Fungi; Ascomycota; Dothideomycetes; Mycosphaerellales; Mycosphaerellaceae.
AUGGACAUCCAAGUCACUCACUUCCAUCACAGCACCGCUUUCUCCGCGCGGAGCGAGCACUGAAAACCCGCUCGAGACUUCUCCUUCAACCUCCUCUUCCACCACCCUCCUCACCUCGCCUGUCCGUCGCGCCACCACCUCCUCCGCCGCUCACGCCCGAGCCCCUCCAUCCUCACUGCCGCAGCCAUGGCGCUGUCCAAGUCGAAUCGCAUCCUCAUCCUGCUGGUGAUCGACUCGCUCUUCUUCCUGCUCGAGCUCGUCACCGGCUAUGCUGUCCACUCGCUCGCCCUCGUCGCCGACUCCUUUCACAUGCUCAACGAUGUCCUGUCUCUCCUGGUCGGAUUGUGGGCCGUCAAGGCUGCGAACAAGACGGCCACUCCGAAGAUGUACACAUACGGCUACCAGCGCGCUGAAACCCUGGGUGCACUGGUGAACGGUGUUUUCUUGGUGGCACUGUGUGUGACCAUCUUUUUGGAUGCCAUUCAGCGAUUCGUCGAGCCUCAGGAAGUCUCGAAUCCCAAGCUGGUGCUGAUCGUGGGUUGCCUUGGUUUGGCGUCGAACAUGGUGGGACUGGUACUGUUUCACGAUCAUGGACAUGCCCACGGUGGCCACAGUCAUGGCCCUGCAGGUGACUCUGUAAAGGACGCUGAAGAAGGACACGCGGGACACGAUCAUGGGCACGACCAUGUUCACGCCAAUGGAGAAUCUCAUGCUGGCCACAAGCACGAUCACAAGGAUACUGCCAGCGAAGCUACCGCUAUCGCCGACGAUGCGGCCAACAGUCCUAAGAGGGCAAGACGGCACAGCAGGUCGACCUCACGAGGCUUUCCUGAAGACUUCUCGGGCCCCAGCCAGUUCCGAAACUCCAUCAUCGCCAUGGGCCAAGGCCGACUUGAUACUGUCGAUUCGGAAGAGGGCAGCGAGGCUGGUGAAAUCGUUCCAGCUCCAAUCUUGACUGAGGACCAGCCAUUGAUGGCAGGAACUGCACAAAAGAUCUCCUAUGGCAGCGCGGCAGCUGAGCGUAGAUCCUUUGACCACCGCGCACACAAGCACUCUCAACCACGGGAAGCUGGCAAGGGCCACGGCGGCCACUCGCACGGCGAUCUCAACAUGAAGGGUAUCUUCUUGCACGUCAUGGGUGAUGCCCUCGGCAACAUUGGUGUUAUCGCGACUGCUCUCAUCAUCUGGCUCACCAAAUUUCCUGGCAGGUUCUACUUCGAUCCCGCCAUUUCCCUUGUCAUCACAUGCAUUAUUUUGGCUUCAGCAAUUCCUCUCUGCAAGGCCGCAUCUCGAAUUCUCCUGCAGGCUGUUCCCUACGGCAUAGAGGUCGAUGAUAUCAAGGAUGAUAUUGAGGACCUCGAGGGCAUCGACAGCUGCCACCACGUCCACGUCUGGCAACUCAGCGACACCAAACUCGUCGCUUCUCUUCACGUUCGCGUCACAUUCAACUUCAAGGGUGAAGGAUCCCAACGAUAUAUGGCACUAGCUUCUGCUAUCCGAAAGUGCCUCCACGAAUAUGGCAUCCACUCAUCAACUAUUCAACCUGAGUUCCACUCCGAAUCAGAAGACGGAUCACAGCACGAGCUUGGUCAACCAUCACGAACAGGAUCCGUCCGUGGCGACACGUCUUGCCUUCUCGAGUGCACUGAUGAUUGCGGUGGAGGCAAGAGCUGUUGUCCUCCAGCCGGGUCGAGUGCCGAAGACAGUCACGACCACAGUGGGCACGGGCACUCGCACUAAGUUGACAUGAGUGUCUCACUUAAUCAUGUUCACCGAGCAGAGCUCCCUUUUGCUCUUCAGACUCGCUUCUCUCUGACCGCACCGAUUGCGGUACAUCAUGCUUCGCGGUUUACUCUAAUGCACCUCGCUGUCAUUAGUAUGGUGUUCGAUGACGUCUAACAGUACGGGCUCUUUCUGCCAAUUCUUUUCCUUUUUGUUUCCGCGAAAGAGCUUCCGGUAACACGCUGGCUGCGGGUCACAGGAUGCAAUGAGCAUGGUUUCAGCCAAGCUCAUAGGGGUGGCUCUAAUAUUUCAAGAUAUGUGGGUGCGCGUUGUGCUUAAUGGGUGGACUGGACAGGUUGGGCACGAGCUUGUGUGAGCAAUGUGUGUGGGCAUUCGCAAGGAGUGUGGUGUAUGAUAGAAAAGUCCCUUUUCGAACGGCCGACUGUGCGAGGGACCGAUAGACGCCUCUUCUCAGGCUUCCGGCGCAACAAUGUAUGAAGGUGCU